AUGGGCAAUUUCUGGUGUAUACUCUGGCUGUUAUUUUCUGAUGAACAUGACAAAUCUACGUUGGCUAGUCUAGAGGAGUACACAAGUGCUAGAGAAGAGGGUAGAGCAAUCAGAAAGAAACUUGGUCAGUUGUAUGUGCAAGAGGGUGAGCUGGAGAAAGAGCAUUACUGCCGUGCCCUAAGAUUGCCCAACAGAACACAUCCAAGUGUGCCAAUAGGGGAUGAGAGCCAAGCAAGAGUGGUUGAAUUGGUUGGUGAGAAACGAGAAUUUGAUUUUAAACCAAAAGGCCACCUGGAAAUUGGAGAGAGUCUUGACAUCAUAAGACAAAGACGGCUCGCCCAUGUGUCUGGGCACAGAUCAUACUACCUCAGAGGUGCAGGAGCCAGACUUCAGUUUGCCUUGCAAAAUUAUACUAUGGAUUUGCUUCAGAAACGGGGCUUUAUUCCCAUGGUUGUUCCUGACAUGUUAAAAUCAGUGGUUUUUGAGGGUUGUGGGAUGCAGCCUAAUGCUCAUAAAUCACAGGUGUACUCUCUGGACCCUUCACACUUUCCUGACCUUAAUCUUGCUGGUACUGGGGAAGUAGGAGUGGCAGGCUAUUUCAUGGAUCAUGCUGUAAAUUUGAAGGAUUUACCUGUCAGGACAGUCUGUAGUAGCACAUGCUAUCGAGCAGAAACAGAUACUGGCAGAGAGCCCUGGGGUCUCUAUAGAGUUCAUCAUUUUAACAAGGUUGAAAUGUUCGGUGUGACUUCGAAUGAAACGGGAGAGGAGAGUUCCCAAUUGUUGGAUGAAUUUGUCAUGUUACAGAAGGAGAUUUUCUCUUCCCUGAAACUUCAUUUCAGAGUCUUGGAUAUGCCCACUCAAGAAUUAGGGCCUCCUGCCAUUCGAAAAUAUGAUAUUGAGGCAUGGAUGCCAGGACGUGGCAGCUUUGGAGAGAUUUCCAGUGCCUCAAACUGCACAGACUACCAGAGCCGGCGCCUUAACAUUCUCUAUGAGGAAAAUGAUGGAAACCUUAAGUAUGCGCAUACGGUUAAUGCUACGGCUUGUGCUGUUCCACGUACUGUCAUUGCGAUUUUGGAGACACACCAAACCAAGGAAGGGACGAUUCUGGUUCCUGAAGUCUUGCGGCACUACCUCGGCAUGGAAGUGAUAGACAAACCUAAAUACACUCCUAUUAAAUAUAUAGGACCAAACCAACCCAAGCGUCAUACCUCAAAAUAACGGCUUGAUAGUAUAUCAGACUUCAAUGAAGUACAGUUUUUGCUGUAUUCUGAACAGUGAAUAUAGGCCUUUGUCAUAAUUAUCUUAAACCUCAUGCAUGAAUUUAUUUCCAAACCAACAUUUAUGUGGAUUAUCCAAAUUUUCAAUAAAAAAGUGAAAGUGAAGUGACAUGUGGCCAAGUUUGGUGACCCGUACUCGGAAUUUGAGCUCCGCAUUUAACCCAUCCAAGUACACACACACAGUAGUGAACACGCACCCGGAGCAGUGGACAGCCAUAUUGCUGCAGCUGGGGGUUCACACAACCAAACCACUCUAAUCCGGCUUGGUUGGUACCAUGAUGCUGAUCAUAAGCUUUCUUUGCCAACUCUGGCUUUGAUCCUAAGUUUGUGGUGCGCGUGCACAUGACUGUGUGACAUCAGUGGUGAACAGCCAAUCACAUGCCUUGUAACACAGAGCAAGUGUGAUUCACUUCUCGCGAGAGACCCAGUGAGAUUCAAAACUCUUUCGCUAAAGGUUAAGAGAUUGAAGAAUAUGAGGAAU
Messenger RNA from Sinocyclocheilus grahami, 1758 nucleotides. Its product is annotated as serine--tRNA ligase, mitochondrial. Gene Ontology annotation, molecular function: serine-tRNA ligase activity; ATP binding. The transcript is spliced from 15 exons. Bases 1 to 1218 code for a protein of 405 amino acids. Gene Ontology annotation, biological process: seryl-tRNA aminoacylation. The record is from RefSeq and is a predicted model, not a curated record. NCBI's taxonomy places the organism in Eukaryota, Metazoa, Chordata, Actinopteri, Cypriniformes, Cyprinidae.